UUGGCCGCCGCCGCCGCCGCGGGCCCCGUGAGGAGGAGCCGCCGCCGGGAGCGCGGGCCCGGCACCGCCGCGCCGCCAUGGGCAACCGGGGCAUGGAGGAGCUCAUCCCGCUGGUCAACAAGCUGCAAGACGCCUUCAGCUCCAUCGGGCAGAGCUGCCACCUCGACCUGCCGCAGAUCGCCGUGGUGGGCGGGCAGAGCGCCGGCAAGAGCUCGGUGCUCGAGAACUUCGUGGGCCGGGAUUUCCUUCCCCGUGGCUCUGGGAUCGUCACUCGCCGGCCUCUCAUCCUGCAGCUCAUCUUCUCCAAGACGGAAUAUGCCGAGUUCCUGCACUGCAAGUCCAAGAAGUUCACGGAUUUCGACGAGGUCCGGCAGGAGAUCGAGGCGGAGACCGACCGGGUGACGGGCACCAACAAGGGCAUCUCCCCCGUGCCCAUCAACCUGCGCGUGUACUCCCCGCACGUGCUGAACCUGACCCUGAUCGACCUGCCGGGGAUCACCAAGGUGCCGGUGGGGGAUCAGCCGCAGGACAUCGAGUUCCAGAUCCGGGACAUGAUCCUGCAGUUCAUCAGCAGGGAGAGCAGCCUCAUCCUGGCCGUCACGCCGGCCAACAUGGACCUGGCCAACUCGGACGCGCUCAAGAUGGCCAAGGAGGUGGAUCCGCAGGGCCUCAGGACCAUCGGGGUCAUCACCAAGCUGGACCUGAUGGACGAAGGCACCGACGCCCGCGACGUGCUGGAGAACAAACUGCUGCCCCUGCGGAGAGGCUACAUCGGGGUGGUGAACCGCAGCCAGAAGGACAUCGAUGGCAAGAAGGACAUCCGCGCCGCGCUGGCGGCCGAGCGCAAGUUCUUCCUGUCCCACCCGGCCUACCGGCACAUGGCCGAGCGCAUGGGCACGCCGCACCUGCAGAGGGUGCUCAACCAGCAACUGACCAACCACAUCCGGGAGACGCUGCCCUCGCUGCGGAGCAAGCUGCAGAGCCAGCUGCUCUCCCUGGAGAAGGAGGUGGAGGAGUACAAGAACUUCCGUCCCGACGACCCCGCCAGGAAAACCAAAGCCCUGCUGCAGAUGGUGCAGCAGUUCGGGGUGGACUUUGAGAAGAGGAUUGAGGGCUCGGGGGACCAGGUGGACACUCUGGAGCUCUCCGGGGGCGCCAGGAUCAACCGGAUUUUCCACGAGAGAUUCCCCUUUGAGCUGGUGAAGAUGGAAUUCGACGAGAAGGAUUUGAGGCGGGAGAUCAGCUACGCCAUCAAGAACAUCCACGGGGUGAGGACGGGGCUGUUCACUCCAGACCUGGCCUUCGAGGCCAUCGUCAAGAAGCAGGUGGUGAAGCUGAAGGAGCCGUGCCUGAAAUGUGUGGAUCUGGUGAUCCAGGAGCUCAUCAACACCGUGCGCCAGUGCACCAGUAAGCUGGGCUCCUACCCCCGGCUGCGGGAGGAGACCGAGCGCAUCGUCACCACCCACAUCCGGGAGCGGGAGGGCAAAACCAAGGACCAGAUCCUGCUGCUCAUCGACAUCGAGCUCUCCUACAUCAACACCAACCACGAGGAUUUCAUCGGCUUCGCCAACGCCCAGCAGCGGAACACGCAGACCAACAAGAAGAGAGCGAUCCCAAACCAGGGGGAGAUCCUGGUGAUCCGCCGGGGCUGGCUCACCAUCAACAACAUCAGCAUCAUGAAGGGCGGCUCCAAGGAGUACUGGUUCGUGCUCACCGCCGAGUCGCUCUCCUGGUACAAGGACGAGGAGGAGAAGGAGAAGAAGUACAUGCUGCCUUUGGAUAACCUGAAAAUCAGGGAUGUGGAGAAGGGCUUCAUGUCCACCAAGCACAUCUUCGCCAUCUUCAACACGGAGCAGAGGAACGUCUACAAGGACCUGCGGCAGAUCGAGCUGGCCUGCGACUCGCAGGAGGACGUGGACAGCUGGAAAGCCUCCUUCCUGCGGGCAGGGGUCUAUCCUGAGAAGGACCAGGUGAGCUCUAGAGCCUCCUUCCUGCGGGCUGGGGUCUAUCCUGAGAAGGACCAGGUGAGCUCUAGAGCCUCCUUCCUGCGGGCUGGGGUCUAUCCUGAGAAGGACCAGACGGAGAGCGAGGACGGCGCCCAGGAGAACACCUUCUCCAUGGACCCGCAGCUGGAGAGGCAGGUGGAGACCAUCCGGAACCUGGUGGAUUCCUACGUGGGCAUCAUCAACAAAUCCAUCCGGGACCUCAUGCCAAAGACCAUCAUGCACCUCAUGAUCAACAAUACCAAGGAUUUCAUCCACUCGGAGCUGCUGGCCUUCCUGUACUCGUCCUCGGACCAGGGCAGCCUGAUGGAGGAGUCGGCGGAGCAGGCGCAGCGGCGCGACGAGAUGCUGCGCAUGUACCACGCGCUCAAGGAGGCGCUGGCCAUCAUCGGCGACAUCAGCACCAGCACCGUCAGCACGCCCGUGCCCCCGCCCGUGGACGACACCUGGCUGCAGCCCAGCGCCGGCCACAGCCCGCCCCCGCAGCGCCGGCCGCCCUCGGCCCUGCUGCCCCCGGGCCGCCCCCCGUCCCUGCGAGCCCCGGCCCCGGGGCCGCCGCUGCUGCCGCUGCCCGGGGGGGCCCCGCCCGGGCCGGCCCCGCCCGCCUUCGCCGCGCCCCCCAUCCCGUCCCGCCUCGGCCCCUUCGCCGCCGCCAGCGACCCCUUCACGGCCCCGCCCCAGAUCCCCGCCCGGCCCGCGCGGAUCCCGCCCGGGAUCCCGCCCGGAGUGCCCAGGAGGCCCCCGGCGGCCCCGAGCCGCCCGACCAUCAUCCGCCCUGCCGAGCCCUCCCUGCUGGAUUAGCCCCGGGAUCCGCCGGAUCCGCGGGAUCCACCCCCGCGCCACCGCCCUGGAACGGGGAGAAACGGGGAGAAACGGGGAAAAACCGACCCAGAGCCAGCCCCCAGCUCCCGGGGCUGAUCCGGGAUCCCAUCCUGGGCUGAUCCCAGAUCCUGGGGCUGAUCCCAGAUCCUGGGGCUGAUCCUGGGCUGAUCCCAGAUCCUGGGGCUGAUCCCUGAUCCUGGAUCCCAUCCUGGGGCUGAUCCCAUGUGUUGGAGCUCAUCCUGGGGCUGAUCCCAGAUCCUGGGGCUGAUCCUGGAUCCCAAAUCCUGGGGUGAUCCCAAAUCCUGGGGUGAUCCUGGGGCUGAUCCCAGAUCCUGGGGCUGAUCCCGGGCCGAUCCCCGAUCCCCGAUCCCAUCCCGGCGGGGGCAGCUCCCGGGCAGGUCCCAGCAGCUGAUCCUGGCAGCUCCGGGGCCCUCCCGGUGCCCCUCCCCCCCCCCCGGUGCUCCCGGUGCCCCCCGGGACGGAUUUUGGGGUGGGGGCAGGGCGGGGGGGGAACUUUGCACUUUGUCAGAAUUCCCGAGGGGGGAGGGCCCGGCCCUUCCUCCCCCCCCCCCCCCCUCCUCCUCCUCCCCCUCCUCCUCCCGGGGGUUUGGGGUUUUUCUUUUUGGUUUUGGGGUUUUUUUUAAGAAUUGGGGUUUUUGAGCACUGGAAUUCCCAGAGGGGUUCAGCAGCGAUCCCAAUUCCCCGAGAACCUCAGGAAUUUCAUCCCGGGAAUGACCCGGGAGGGGAGGAGGAGGAGGAGGAGGAGGAGGGAGAGGGGAGGAAGCUGCGGCCCCCCCCGGGGUGGGGGAGGGGGCUUUGCUCUGGAAGCUUCUCCCCCUCCCCCCCGCCCUGUUCCCGAUCCCGCUCCACCGGGAGCCGAGGUUGUAAAUAUUUUUACAGACUUGUAUUAAUUGUAUAAAAAAAAAAACCCAUUAAAAAAAAAAAAAAAAGAGGGAAAAAGGAAAAAAAAAAAGAAAAAAAAAUCACAAAAAACAAACCAGGAAAAAAAAAAAGAAAAAAGAAGAAAAAAAAAAGAAACAAAUGGCGGCCCAGCAAUAAUGUGGAUUUUUCCAACCCCCCCCGGCCCCGGUGCCUUAACGACCCCCCGGCUCGGGGGGGCCAAUUAAUCCAUUAACGAGCCGGGGGCGGUUUUGGGGGGGCGGCUCCGGCCCCCCCCGGGGGUCCCCCCGAAGUGCCUCCGCUCCGCGUCCCAUUAAUGAACUAAAAACCGGCAAAAAAAUCCGAAUAAAGGGAAAAAAAAAUCCAAA
Haemorhous mexicanus (house finch) is the source of this 4093-nucleotide messenger RNA. It is a transcript of the gene DNM2, whose product is annotated as dynamin 2. Lineage: Eukaryota; Metazoa; Chordata; Aves; Passeriformes; Fringillidae. The transcript has 22 exons. The record is from RefSeq and is a predicted model, not a curated record. The coding region runs from base 78 to 2804 and encodes 908 amino acids. Gene Ontology annotation, molecular function: microtubule binding; GTPase activity; GTP binding. Gene Ontology annotation, cellular component: microtubule; cytoplasm; membrane.